GUGACAGAAAUUCAAAAUGUCUUGGGACUAUCCGAAAGCAAAAACACAAGGACCGAAUUUUUGUCGGGAGGACAGAAAAAGAGGUUAUCUAUCGCUCUGGAACUCAUCAACAACCCGCCCAUAAUAUUUCUUGACGAACCUACUAGUGGCCUGGACAACGUUUCCAGCACGUACUGCCUGCAACUGUUACGUGGGCUCGCUCACCAAGGCCGCACCAUUGUGUGCACCAUCCAUCAGCCAAGUGCCAGCAUGUUUCAGCUGUUCGAUCACGUGUACGUGCUGUCGCAAGGGUACUGCGUGUACCAGGGCUCCACUGACCAACUKGUGCCGUUCCUGUCUACCGUCGGACUACACUGCCCGCUGACGUACAACCCGGCCGACUACAUAAUCGAAGCGACCGACGGCGAGGAACAAGAGAACAUCGAAAAGUUGGCCGCGGCCAUGAAAAAUGGAAAGCAGUCGCUGUACAAGACUAGGGACGUCAACAACUGCUACUUGAAAGAGGACACGACCAAAUGUGAUUAUGUUCAUGUUUGCGAUUAUCAUUGUUACAUUAUUUUUGUAGUUCCGUCCGAAGUGAAACUGCUAAAACAAGAAUACUUCAACAGAUGGUAUAGCUUGAGGCCGUAUUUCUUGGCUCUACAGUUAUCAAGAGCACCAUGUAUUAUAUUUUUUAGCAGUAUUUAUACGACUUUGGUAUAUUUCAUGUCCGGGCUACCGUACGAACUCUUGCGGUUUUCGAUGUUUAAUAUCAUAUGUCUGCUGGUUUGUUUCGUCUCCGAGGGUAUGGGACUGCUUGUGGGUUCUAUUUUCAAUGUAACGAACGGCAGCGCGGUCGGCCCAAUGAUGAUAGCACCGUUUUUGGGACUGGCCAUUUAUGGAUUCGACUUCGCRCACCAGGUGCCGUGGAUCAUGGAAUUCGUAAUGCAAGCCAGCUUCUUGCGGUGUGGAGUCAUCGGGCUGGUCAUCACCGUGUUUGGAUUGAACAGGGAACCUUUGUACUGCGACACGGGCUACUGCCAUUUCAAAGACCCAAACAUCAUAAUUUACUACCUGAACGUGGACAGGAAACAUCCAUACUUCGAGAUCAUCAAGUUGGUCAUUAUGCUUUUGCUGUACAGGUUUCUCACGUAUUUCGCGCUCCGGARGAGGCUCUCUAGUCACUAGCUGCUAAGAUGAUGGCCGGUGCUACUACUUUAUUGUCGUUUUUUUUUGUUUUAAUGUUUUAAUUAACCCUAUAUACAUAUAUAGUUAUAUUUAAAUUUGAUCGAUAUCAAUU
Diuraphis noxia (Russian wheat aphid) is the source of this 1279-nucleotide messenger RNA. Its product is annotated as ATP-binding cassette sub-family G member 1-like. Gene Ontology annotation, biological process: transmembrane transport. Gene Ontology annotation, molecular function: ABC-type transporter activity; ATP hydrolysis activity; ATP binding. NCBI's taxonomy places the organism in Eukaryota, Metazoa, Arthropoda, Insecta, Hemiptera, Aphididae. Gene Ontology annotation, cellular component: plasma membrane. The record is from RefSeq and is a predicted model, not a curated record.